AUGGCGGCCGAGUCCCACAGGCGACUGAAGUUUUUAUGGAUUGUCGCAUGCGUCGGAGUAGUAGCUAUUCUUUGCUUUCUGUACGUCAAACGAGGCCCUGUGAAACACAUCGACCCGGUGAAGCCUGCGGCUUCUUGGGGGUACGGACCCGAGAAUGGAGCUGGUGCUACAACACCCAAUACGACCUCCAACACCGAAACAUCCGGCUCUACAAAUCGUAGCUACGGUUAUUUACUGUCUUCGACUAUCGCACAGCAAAGUUCAGGAGCUCUGUCCGGCUAUGGUGACAUAGCCGCUCUGGCAGGUUACCUCGACUUGUCAACUAUUGAGCCGUAUGUUGUUGGAAACUAUUUGAAAGGGAUCCCAACACAAGAAGAAAAAGGCAGGGCCAUGCCACUCAGCACUUUCUACGACUUUGAGAAUUUGCAGUAUAAAAUAAAGUCGUGCUUGAACAAAAAGAAGAGUGUCCUUGAGAUGUCCAGUUUUGAACAAUUUAUCACAAAAACAUCUUCUGCCGUCAUCUACGCUCAUGUUCUUCAUGACCUUGGAAAGUUCAAGUCAAAAUUUUCCGAUGGUAAGCAGAAGAUUGUAGAAAUUGACAAGAAUGAUGGCUCAGCAAAGAACGAUGUGAACAGGCUAAACGAUUGGGCAGCUUACGUCUCAAAAGAACACAAUGUGCGGUCUGUUAAAUUUAAGAUUAAGCAGGUCUUUGUUAUAGAUGCACGACCAAAAGUUCCCUUAAAAAUGCUAACGACGAUACAGGACGUAUUGGGUUCUGCCAUCCAUAAGCAAUUUUCAAUGAAUGGCUCAGUUACACUUAUGUUUAACUUUUGGCGUGCUAUUCACCCUAAGCCAGACGGUAGCUACUUCUACUACGUUCCAAACUUUUAUAACCCAUGUGAUCACCUGUACAACAUGAAUAAUAGCCAGGCUGUCAUUAAGGCAUCUCAGGCUUUUAGUCGACACCUGAACGACUCUGAAACUGCACCUAGAAUCGGUGUUCAUAUUCGUGCAGAGAGACUGUUUUUGAAAUUGAAAGGGAAUUUUGUAAAAUGCCUUAAAGAACUUGACGAUACGAUUAAAAUUGUUAUGAAAAACUUUAAAACCACUCCACAAGUUCGUGUGAUUAUCGACUUAGGCAAGUAUGGUACAACGGGCUGCAAGGCAAAUUAUUGCUCAAGCUGUUUACUAUGA
Molecule: messenger RNA, 1194 nt
Organism: Geodia barretti
Lineage: Eukaryota; Metazoa; Porifera; Demospongiae; Tetractinellida; Geodiidae
Source: the annotation of a GenBank genome assembly